Molecule: messenger RNA, 1063 nt
Organism: Neoarius graeffei (lesser salmon catfish)
Lineage: Eukaryota; Metazoa; Chordata; Actinopteri; Siluriformes; Ariidae
Product: E3 ubiquitin/ISG15 ligase TRIM25-like
Exons: 3
Coding region: 110-1048 (312 amino acids)
Molecular function (GO): zinc ion binding
Source: RefSeq, a predicted model, not a curated record
UCUUCCUCUACUGCUUUCACACACAGAACCAGGAAGUAACUCCUCAUUUCAGAGAAAACAAACUGAUCUCUCUCUCUCUCUCUCUCUCUCUCGUUGUGAGUUCAGGAAAAUGGCCGAGGCCAGUAUUUCAGUAGCUCAGGACCAGUUCAUGUGUCCAGUGUGUCUGGAUCUCCUGAAGGAUCCGGUGGCUAUCCCCUGUGGUCACAGUUUCUGUAAGGUGUGUAUUAAUGGCUGCUGGAAUCAGGAGGAUCAGAAGGGCGUCUACAGCUGUCCUCAGUGCAGAGACACUUUCACGACAAGGCCUGUUCUACGCAGAAACAACAUGCUGGAUGAAGUGGUGGAGAAACUGAAGAAGACUGAAGUCCAAGCUGCUUCUCCUGCUCACUGUUACGCUGGACCUGGAGAUGUGGAGUGUGAUUUCUGCACCGGGAGAAAACACAAAGCUGUCAAGUCCUGUCUGAUGUGUUUGGCUUCUUAUUGUGAAAUUCAUCUGAAACCUCACUAUGAAGUUUCUUCAUGGAAAAAACACACAUUAAUUGAAGCCUCAGAAAAACUCCAAGAGAAGAUCUGCUCUGAACAUGAUGAAGUGCUGAAGAUCUACUGUCGUACUGAUCAAAUAUGUAUUUGCUCUUUGUGCAUGUUGGAUAAACAUAAAGACCAUGACGCUGUUUCAGUUGCAGCAGAAAGAGCUGAGAAACAGAGUGAGUUAAAGGAGGAGCAGAUGAAAUCCCAGCAGAGAAUCCAGGAGAAGCAGAAGAAGGUGCAGGAGCUGAAACAGGCUGUGAACACUAUAAAGCUCAGUGCACAGACAGCAGUGGAGGACAGUGAGAGGAUCUUUACUGAGCUGAUCGGCUCCAUGGAGAAAAAGCGCUGGGAGGUGACGGAGCUGAUCAGAGAUCAGGAGAAGGCUGAACUGAGUCGAGCUGAACGACUCCUGGAGCAACUGGAGCAGGAGAUUGCUGAUCUUCAGAGGAGAGUCACUGAGCUGGAGCAGCUUUCACACACACACGAUCACAUCCAUUUCCUCCAGGUAACACUCACUGUCUGAUCUACAGAGCCAGCU